GAGCAGACAAAGGCUUUGAGCCCAGGACGCCCCUCUCUCUCUCUCACUCUGCCUACAAAGCCAACCUAGCUCUAUCUUUCCUGCUUUUCUAUCAUGGACAUGUUUUUGAACAGGCGGCGUUCAGAGUGAUGGUUUUAUUUUUACUUUAUUAUACUGAAAUGCACGACCGUCUGGAUCCCCGCUCGGCCGAGAGAGGAAGGCUUUCUGUAGGUUUAAUACAAGGAAGCGUCGUCUGAGAGAGGGAGAGAGAGGGGGAAGGAUUGACGCUUUUCCUCCUCUCCUCCUCCUUCCUUUAGCCCCCCUCUCCUCCUCUUUUUGGCGGAGAGAGGAGUUGAGGCAGGAAUAAACGCUUUUUUUGUUUUUCCUCAUUUAUAAAUGCAGUUGAAUCCUACUGCGCAACGAAACUGGAUCACGUGGGUUUGGAGAGAGUUGGAUCGAUGUUGCACAGUUCAAUGUGAGAAAAGAGAGAAACAAACAACUCCUAUUUCUUUUUACUUCUGUGGAUAACUGGGACUGUUGAUACUUUUGCAUAAUUGCAGGAGAAGGGGAGAAGGUUAUUUUCUCAGCCUUGGAGGUGUGGAAUAUUAAUUCUUAUAUGCCUGGGGUUUGAAAAACAAUGGAGACGCACAUUUCGUGCCUCUUCCCGGAAAUUUUGGCCAUGAUUUUUAGCUAUCUGGACGUGAGGGACAAAGGCAGGGUAGCCCAAGUGUGUAUCGCUUGGAGGGACGCAUCCUACCACAAGUCAGUGUGGAGGGGGGUGGAGGCCAAGCUGCACCUCCGCCGGGCCAAUCCCUCUCUGUUCCCGAGCCUCCAGGCCAGGGGCAUCCGGAGGGUCCAGAUCCUGUCCCUGCGCCGGAGCUUGAGUUAUGUGAUCCAGGGAAUGCCUAACAUCGAGUCCCUCAACCUGUCCGGUUGCUACAACCUCACAGAUAACGGGCUGGGUCAUGCGUUUGUGCAGGAGAUCCCAUCACUGAGGGUUUUGAACCUGAGUCUGUGCAAGCAGAUCACAGACUCCAGUCUGGGCAGGAUAGCUCAGUAUCUGAAGAACCUGGAGGUGCUGGAGCUUGGUGGCUGCAGCAACAUCACCAACACUGGGCUUCUGUUGAUAGCCUGGGGCCUCCACAGGCUCAAGAGCCUCAAUCUGAGGUCCUGCAGGCAUGUCUCGGAUGUGGGGAUUGGACAUCUGGCGGGUAUGACCCGCAGCGCGGCAGAGGGCUGUUUGAACCUGGAGUACCUGACUCUGCAGGACUGUCAGAAACUGACGGACCUGUCACUCAAACACAUUUCCAAGGGGCUGACCAAGCUCCGGGUUCUGAACCUGAGCUUCUGCGGGGGGAUCUCGGAUGCUGGGAUGAUCCACCUCUCCCACAUGGCCUCGCUGUGGAGCCUCAACCUAAGAUCCUGUGACAACAUCAGUGACACGGGGACCAUGCACCUCGCCAUGGGCACCCUAAGGCUCUCCGGGCUUGACGUUUCCUUCUGCGAUAAGAUAGGGGACCAGUCCCUGGCAUACAUCGCCCAGGGGCUGUACCAGCUCAAGUCCCUGUCCCUGUGCUCCUGUCACAUCUCUGACGACGGGAUAAACCGUAUGGUGAGGCAGAUGCACGAGCUGAGGACCCUGAACAUUGGACAGUGUGUGCGCAUCACGGACAAAGGGCUGGAACUCAUAGCGGACCACCUGACCCAGCUGGCGGGCAUUGACCUGUAUGGAUGUACUAAGAUCACCAAGAGGGGGCUGGAGAGGAUCACACAGCUCCCCUGCCUUAAAGUGUUGAACCUGGGACUCUGGCAAAUGACAGAGAGUGAGAAAGUGAGGUGAUUGGAAAUGUUUUGCUCUUUUUGUUCUUCUGGUUUUUGGAUGGGGACAGAGGGGGGCCUGAGGGAGCAGGAGGAGGGGGAAUAGUUGGGCGGGUAAAUUUCUUUUCUUGUUUAAAAAGAGAGAAACCCUCCCUUUCGCCUCCUGUGGGGUUGUGUAAGGUGUGCUUCUCCCAUGUGACAACAAUUAUGUUAAAAUGUUUUAUUUUUCCUCCGUUGGCCUUGCAAGAUUUCAAUUAGUGUUUGAUAUGACCUAAUAUCCUGCCUGGUAGGAAGCAAUUUAAACUUACUCUUGCUAUGAGCUCAUGAAAAUCCCUCUUAACAAUUAUUUUGUUAUUGUAUAUUUCAGUUGUAAUAUCUCAGAAAGUCUGACAUACUGGAGUAACUUUGCAAUGCAAAGCUUGUUUCACAUUCAUUUACUGAAACCUGCUUCAAGAAAAAUACUGAAGGGAAAUUUGCAUCCAUCCAAAGUUGCAUCCACGUUUUGAUUUGAAGCAAAGUGAGGUUUAAAAACUUUACUUUUAUUGUUUUACAGUGAGUCUGGAUUGAAGACAUUUAUGACUAAUCUCCGUUACAGCCAUCACGCCUAAAAAACAUUUGGCUACCUCGUAUGUGGUUGUUUUCAAAGGGUGUAUACUGUUAAAAAAAACAGAAGGAAAAGCGAGAAUGAGAGACUGGGAGAAAAUGUGCCUAAAGGGACUGUGUCUGCCCCCUCCCCCAUCCCUCCCCCUCUCCCUCCUCCGUGAGCAGAGCUGGAGAAAGGACACAAUCUAACUACCUUUGUUAAUUUAGCCCCAUAAACAGCAACUAUUUCCCAGAGAGAGAAAGAGAAAGGGGAAAGCGAGCUAUAAAAUCUUUUUAGAUUUUAAUGACGACGCUUUAUGCAAAAAAAAACAAACAGCCCCGCUUGUGUGCAAGAGCUUUUAUAUGGUUUGUUUUCCUCAUUUUUUGGGAUAAAGUCCAACUUUUAUGUCCUUUAUAGAUGUGUUAUGUUCAAGCUUUGACAUAAAGGAAGCAAGAUUAUCUGCAUACCCUCAGAAGAAAUACCUACAGGAAUAUCCAAGUGCUACAAUGCAAAAUAAAAUAUAUAAUCAGGCUGGUAAUAAACACAACGUUAAAACAUAA
Eleginops maclovinus (Patagonian blennie) is the source of this 2940-nucleotide messenger RNA. RefSeq names its product F-box and leucine-rich repeat protein 14b (gene fbxl14b). The record is from RefSeq and is a predicted model, not a curated record. NCBI's taxonomy places the organism in Eukaryota, Metazoa, Chordata, Actinopteri, Perciformes, Eleginopidae. Gene Ontology annotation, biological process: SCF-dependent proteasomal ubiquitin-dependent protein catabolic process. The transcript has a single exon. Gene Ontology annotation, molecular function: protein binding. The coding region runs from base 617 to 1819 and encodes 400 amino acids. Gene Ontology annotation, cellular component: SCF ubiquitin ligase complex.